AUGACAUCGGAAAAGGAAUUACCAUUACAUGUCGGUAGAGAUAAACGUACCAUUAGACGUGCUCAUCAUUUUGGAGUCAUCUCCUUAAUAUUAAUCGUAUUAUUAUUUGUGACAUUUUCUUAUAAUGAUAAUGUUAAAUCAUUAAUGGAUGCACCACAUGAACCAGAUUCAUUAUGUCCAAUAAUUCCCAAAAUUAAUCCAAGUAAAUAUUUAACUAAUCCAGAAACAUUACAAUAUAUACUUCAUAAUAAGAAAUAUCAUAAACAAAUAAGAAAAAGAUUAUCAAAUGCAGUUAAAAUACCUACUGAAAUUUAUGAUGAUAUGAUUAAUCCUUCAAAUAUUGAAUCACUUGAAGAAUUAUAUAAAUUGGAUCCAAGAUGGGAACAAUUUGAAAAAUUUCAAAAAUUUUUGAAAAAAACCUAUCCAUUAAUUCAUAAACAUUUAAAACUUAAAAAAAUUAAUAAAUUUGGAUUAAUUUAUACUUGGAAAGGUAGUGAUGAGACAAAAAAACCAAUUAUGUUAGCUGCUCAUCAAGAUGUUGUACCUGUAUCAUUGGAAACUGAAUCACAAUGGAAAUAUCCACCAUUUGGAGGUGAAUUUGAUGGUGAAUUUAUAUAUGGUAGAGGAGUUAGUGAUUGUAAGAAUUUAUUAAUGGCAUUAAUGAAUACAAUUGAAUUAUUAUUAAAAGAAGGUGAUUUAAAGCCUAAAAGAACAAUAAUUUUAUCAUUUGGAUAUGAUGAAGAAGCAUCAGGAAAUGGAGCUAAAGAAAUAUCUGAAUAUUUAUUGAAUAAAUAUGGAGAAAAUUCAAUCUUUCAAAUAAUUGAUGAAGGUGAUAAUGAAGGUAUUACUGAAAUUGAAGGAAUUAAAUUUAUAUUACCAUCAAUUGGAGAAAAGGGUCAUUUAAAUUCAAUAAUUGAAUUAUUUACAAAAGGUGGACAUCUGUCAAUACCUCCUAAAACAUACAUCAAUUGA
Candida tropicalis MYA-3404 is the source of this 972-nucleotide messenger RNA. RefSeq lists its product as uncharacterized. NCBI's taxonomy places the organism in Eukaryota, Fungi, Ascomycota, Pichiomycetes, Serinales, Debaryomycetaceae. The transcript has a single exon. Gene Ontology annotation, cellular component: fungal-type vacuole lumen. Bases 1 to 972 code for a protein of 323 amino acids. The record is from RefSeq and is a predicted model, not a curated record. Gene Ontology annotation, molecular function: carboxypeptidase activity.